Molecule: messenger RNA, 719 nt
Organism: Galendromus occidentalis (western predatory mite)
Lineage: Eukaryota; Metazoa; Arthropoda; Arachnida; Mesostigmata; Phytoseiidae
Exons: 4
Coding region: 233-637 (134 amino acids)
Source: RefSeq, a predicted model, not a curated record
AAAAGUGACGCCAGUCCAUGAUCCUACGCUCAUUCCACGAUUCUGGAUCCUCCUGAGCCCUACGGCUGGAUAUAGAGUGAUCGAUCGACAUUCGCUCGACCGUGGAGUGGAUUGCGAGAAUCUGCCGCACUCCAAUCGGCGGCGACGAAUUUCUCAGGGAGACUUAGAACUCCGAAGGAUCCAGGGGACGCCCUUGGCCCGGCGCGGAGGAACUCCCUGUUGUCGCAUAAGCAUGCCAGCCACCAUUCGCAAGCUGGUGCCUGAGGACUUGCCGAAUUUGAGUAAGUUCUUGGGUCGCAGCGUCAUGGAAUUCUUCGGCAAUACGCUGGUCGCGCUCGAUGAAAACGAUGCCAUCGUCGGAGCUCUAUCGUUCUCGAGGACGUAUUCCACAUGGGAGGAUCGAUCGAUGGCCGUCAACACUGUUCGCGCACCGGAUGCUACUGUCUUGAAGCAGCUACUCGUGGCGCUCAUUGACGUUGCCUCCGCGGAGAAGUGCUCGAGAGUGGAUGCCCACACGUCAGAUCCGCAGCUGGCAGCCGCUUUGAAAGACCUGGGAUCUCUGGAUUUGACAACGACCGAGGAGUGGAGGCUCUACGAGAUGACGAAUCUACAAGAGUUCCUGUCGAAACCGAAAUAAAGUCCGCCAGGAGGUGCUUACCUCCGGGAGACAUCGAGGAAAACGAGAAGUAUGGGUAAUAUCUUUCCACCGAAUACGCUCU